Messenger RNA from Trypanosoma theileri, 1488 nucleotides. Its product is annotated as putative glucosamine-fructose-6-phosphate aminotransferase. Bases 1 to 1488 code for a protein of 495 amino acids. The record is from RefSeq and is a predicted model, not a curated record. NCBI's taxonomy places the organism in Eukaryota, Euglenozoa, Kinetoplastea, Trypanosomatida, Trypanosomatidae. The transcript has a single exon.
AUGGCUUGGCCGGUGUGGUUGUCAGUGCCAUUUCAGACACCACAGGAAAAGAAGGAAGCUGCACACUCCACAUUCACGUUUGAGCAAAAGUAUCGAAACCCUGGAUUGCCACCUCUAUCCCUCGUGAGACGCAAAGCUAAUACCCAUUCCAAUCGUCACGUGAUGCAACUAUUGGAUGAGCUUGAGGCCAAGAGUCGGGUGAGCACCUGCUGGAAAAAUGCUAUUGAAUCGCUCAAGGAAGGAUGUGGAUCACUUCGCACAGACGAUGGUGCACGCAGUCGUUUGGCUCUAAGGAUGGCAUCAUGCGACGGCGAAUCCGACGGGGGUCACCGUUCGUGGCCGCGUUGCUCUAUCGACCGUGAUAGUGAUAUACGGCAGUGUGUACAACAUCUGGGGGACGCGCAGUACCUCGUAUAUGCGCAGUAUCGACUACAUACUGAUGUCUUGUGUCUUUACAUUCAAGAAGAGGUCUUUCAGGAGCGGACAGAAGCUGUUGUGAAGACGCUCUAUGCGGGUGCAGCUGCAGCAUCAGAGACCCUCCAGUCGCUUCGGGACUCCAGCGAUGAGCUGCUGGGGUCUGUGGAAGAGGCAACAAGACAGCAGAAAAGUAACUUUAUCGAAACACAGCGACUCUAUGGCCAACUGCAAGAAUUACGAGAUGGUCAAUCAAAGGCGUUUGAGUCCUUAAGGGAAUCUACGGAACGAGUUAUGCAGUCCGUGACAGAUGCAGGCUUGAGUUUAAGUCGAAUGCAUGUAGCACUUGAUGAAGGUGCUGCUCACGCUGCAGCUGCUGUGAAGGAGAUUACACGUGAGACAGCGGCGUUUCAGAGCCGUACUGAGGCUUAUGCAUCCAACAUGCUGCAAGUGCUGGAACGUGUUGAGGGAUUUCAGCAGUCGUUGGUGGAGGGAACGAUGGGUAUCGGUGCAAUGUUUCACUGUGCCAUACUCCUCCUUAUCCUUUUGUUGUUCACCAUUCCUGCACGUACAGCCGCUGCGAGACUGCCCUGCAUUGCUGUAGUUUGUGUGGCCUAUGCAAUUCGACCAUUUCUCCCCCGAACACUGAACUAUGCGCUGGGGGCUACUGGCGGUAACAGCAAUAAUAACAAUAACAACAGUAACAAUAUCUUCUUUGUUUUCGUGACACUUGUUGUUGGAGCAACUCUCUUAUUUUUUGCGUAUACCUAUCGUUCUCCCGACCAGGCACUGCGACUUGUGCUGCGAUGCGAAAUGCGUCGUGUGUUAGAAGACACGAGAGGAUCCAUGCUUGAGGAUGUUCGCCAGACAGUUAUCGAAGGUGUUACCGAAGCAAUGCCACGUGUGGGUGGCUUUGCAGGAUCACAUCAGCAACAGCGGCGCGAAGAGAGUGCGAGAUUGCUUGUCUCUUCUAUGAGUAACAAGGAGGAAGCAGAAUUGGGGGUGGAAGAGGAAGAAAAUGGGGUGCGCACACCACCAACGGUAAAGAAACCACGACGUAGAAAAUCCAGUUGA